Molecule: messenger RNA, 915 nt
Organism: Trichoderma aggressivum f. europaeum
Lineage: Eukaryota; Fungi; Ascomycota; Sordariomycetes; Hypocreales; Hypocreaceae
Exons: 3
Coding region: 1-915 (304 amino acids)
Source: RefSeq, a predicted model, not a curated record
AUGAAGACAUAUAAUAGCCUAGUUGCGGCAGUUGCUAUUCUUCCUCUAGUCUACGGCGAUCGAGUGACCCUCAGCUUUGAAGAUCUCGAUAUCUCAAACGAUGAUAAGUGUGGAAGCCUUGACUUCUCUCAAAAUGAAAAACGAUAUGCGGGCACGGUAAUAACGGGCGCAACCGUAGUCAACUCUGUCGGAACGGACGCUUGCGAGACCCCAAUUGGCGAUAUUGAUUUAUCUGACAAACUGGAAAAUAAUGUCCUGUGGGGAGACACUCUUGUCUAUUUCGAUUAUCUCACCUUCCAAGCCGGGGACCACAUCCUUGGUAACUUGGCGUUCGACCUUGCAGUUGACUGGUCGCACCUGGCUGAUGGAGAGCUCGACGACGACGACACAAAGAUCACCGUGGAGCUGCAACUUUUGAGCCUUGGCGAUACCCAGCAGUAUACGGUGAUUGAGAAAUUCCCGACGAAGAAUGGUACAGGUCCAUAUUCAAUCGAAUGGAAGCCGGAUGCAGGAACAUACUCCGCUUUCUCCAUCUCCGUGAACCUCAUAUCCGGCUCGCUCGUUUACGAUUUCCCAAAGGUAGCUCUGGACAACAUUGCCUGGGAUCACUUCACCGAAGACAAAGAUGGCAAUAUAGAUUAUGGGAGUGCCAAAACAACAACCACCAGCGUUCCAGAAACGACCACCGCGGGUAAUGCGACAACUAGGCCGCCCUCCAGCCACACAGAGACUUCGGCUCCUGCUACCACUUCGGCUCCCUCGAGAUCAAACACCACCACCAGCACAUUCGUCUUCCCCAGUCCAACUCGGACAACCGAGGUACAGAGCUCGACUUCUACAGGUCUUGCCUAUUCUUCUGCCCCAACUUUGUUUGGCUUUGCUGCUGUGUUGGCUGCGGGUGCAGCUUUUCUCUAA